Messenger RNA from Eurytemora carolleeae, 813 nucleotides. Its product is annotated as paternally-expressed gene 3 protein-like. NCBI's taxonomy places the organism in Eukaryota, Metazoa, Arthropoda, Copepoda, Calanoida, Temoridae. The coding region runs from base 1 to 813 and encodes 270 amino acids. The record is from RefSeq and is a predicted model, not a curated record. The transcript is spliced from 3 exons.
AUGAGGGUUACUAUAUCUGCUGGAGGAGUAGAGGAUAGUCUUCAACCCGUCUCCUCUCCUUCUCCGGGAUCUAAACAGAAUACAGGUUACUAUAUCUGCUGGAGGAGUAGGAUAGUCUUCAACCCGUCUCCUCUCCUUCUCCGGGAUCUAAACAGAAUACAGGUUACUAUAUCUGCUGGAGGAGUAGAGCACGACAGUCCUAAACCCGUCUCCUCUCCUUCUCCGGGAUCUAACGCAGGGAUAUCCCGUAUUCAUAACCCUGCAGGGAUAUCCCGUAGUCAGAACCCCGCAGGGAUACCACGAAUUCAGAACCCUGCAGGUAUAUCCCGUAGUCAGAAUCCUGCAGGGAUAUCCCGCAGUCAGAACCCUGCAGGGAUAUCCCAUAGUCCGAAUCCUGCAGGGAUAUCCCGUAGUCCGAACCCUGCAGGAAUAUCCAGUAGUCAGAACCCAGCAGGGAUAUCCCCUAGCCAGAACCCUGCAGGGAUAUCCCUUAGUCAGAACCCCGCAGGGAUACCACGAAGUCAGAAUCCUGCAGGGAUAUCCCGUAGUCAGAACCCUGCAGGGAUAUCCCUUAGUCAGAACCCUGCAGGGAUAUCCCUUAGUCAGAACCCUGCAGGGAUACCCCGUAGUCAGAACCCUGCAGGGAUAUCCCUUAGUCAGAACCCUGCAGGGAUAUCCCGUAGUCAGAACCCUGCAGGGAUAUCCCAUAGUCAGAACCCUGCAGGGAUAUCCCGUAGUCAGAACCCUGCAGAGAAAACUGAAAUUAAAGGGAUCAAACAAGAACUAAGUGAGUUUGGAGUUAAGAACACUUAG